Messenger RNA from Entrophospora sp. SA101, 789 nucleotides. NCBI's taxonomy places the organism in Eukaryota, Fungi, Glomeromycota, Glomeromycetes, Entrophosporales, Entrophosporaceae. The record is from the annotation of a GenBank genome assembly.
AUGUCGCUUAAAGAUAAAGUUAUAUUUAUUAGUGGUGCAUCGCGAGGUAUUGGUUUAGCGAUUGCUUUAAGAGCUGCAAGGGAUGGAAGUAAAAUUGUUGUAGCUGCAAAGACCACUACACCACAUCCAAAACUUCCAGGAACUAUUUAUACAGCAGCUGAAGAAGUUGAACGCGCAGGUGGAAAAGCGUUUCCUUUGGUAUGUGAUAUUCGCGAUGAAGAAUCGGUUAAAUCUGCUAUUGAGAAAACAGUAGAGAGAUUUGCUUCUGCAAUAUCAUUAACAAAUACUCAAGACACCACUUUAAAAAAGUAUAAUCUUAUGCAUGAAAUUAAUGCUCGCGGAACUUGGUUGUAUGCAUUGCCACAUCUUAUAGAAAGUGGAAAGAAUGGUAGAAAUCCUCAUGUUUUGAAUAUAAGCCCUCCACUAUCAUUAAGAGAAGAAUGGUUUUCAGGUCAUGUUGCUUACAGCAUGGCAAAAUUUAAUAUGUCGCUUAGUAUUUUGGGAUGGGCUGGUGAAUUUCGUUCACAUGGAAUCGCUGCAAAUGCUUUAUGGCCAUUAACAGUAAUUGAUACUGCAGCUUUAAAUGUUAUAGAUAUGAUGGCAUCUUCCAGGGCAAGAAAACCUGAUAUAAUGGUAGUUUUACGUGAAAAUGGACAAAAGAAAUUUGAUCAUUACGCUGCAAUUCCUGGUAAUGAAGAUAUACAAGAAGAUUAUUUUAUUGAGCCAGAAAUUUUUGAAAAAAUGAAAUCAUUAUGGAAAAAAGGAAAAACUUCAAAUUCAAAAUUAUAA